CCGGUGCAGGGCGGGCCGGUCCACAAUCGGGGGCGCCCGCGGCUAGCCGGGCCGGCAGCUGAUCGAACGGACCCGGGUCAUGGUGUGAGUGUCCGGGGUCCGGGGAGGGUUCUGGGGCCGGAGAAGGGCGACGUUGUGUGGUUCUGGGGGCCGAGGACCAGAGACCGGGAGAAAUCUCCCUUCCUGGGCAUGGAUGGACCGGACUGACCCCCUUCCUUCCCCAGCAGUGGGGAGCUGAGUGCCUCACUUUCCUCCCGAUGCUACUUCUCAUGCUAUUAACUCCUUGUGACUGAAGGCGGUGGAUCUCUGCCGUUCUGACACCAGCCUUCCGCGUGUCCCUCUUGAGAGUCUAUGGGGAGAGCUGGUUCCUCCUAUUGGAGAAACAGAUCAUUGGAUCCUCAAGCUAAAGGGACGUCAGCGCCUAGAUGAAGGAGCCUGGCUUAAGAAUGAAGACCGAGCAGAAGUCUCCUGGGGCGUAGUGUAUUCCUCCUAGAAAGACACCCAGACUUAAGCCUGACACCAGAGUUUCAGGGAAGAGCCCGCACAAUCGAUGCUGACACUGAGGGAAUUGGUAGGAUUCGUGAUAAUCAUGUAAGAGAAAGGUCAGGAUCUGGAUGAAGUCACAAGAUACACAGAGAAAAUGGAACAGUGGAUGUCCAUGGAGCAUUUGACUCAAAUUCUUGAGGGAAAAGCUCCAUCUUCUCAGGACCCUGGCUUUUCUCAAGAGGGAAGCCCAGAAGAAGAACAAAUGACAAUUCUUUUUCUAAAAGCCAGGUCGCAGGAAUCAGUGGCCUUCAAGGAUGUAGCUGUGGACUUCACCCAAGAGGAGUGGGGGCAACUGGAUCCUGAUCAGAGGGAUCUGUACAGGGAUGUGAUGCUGGAGAACUAUGGGAACCUGGUCUCGCUAGGGUUUCCAGUUUCUAAGCCAUAUGUGAUCUCCCAGCUGGAACAAGGAGAAGAACCCUGGGUGGUAGAAAGAGAAGUCUCAAGAGGCAUCUGUCUAGACUUGGAGACCAGGACUGAAAUCAAGGAAUCCACAAAGCAGAAUAUUUCUGAAGGAUUAUCUCAGGAAGUGGUAAUAAAAAGAUUCACAAAGGAUAGCCUUUGGAAUUCUAAGUCAGGUGAUGCCUGGGAACAUGAAACUUGGCUACAGGGGCAGCAGAAAAGCCAGGAAACACAUUUAAGGGAAGUAGUGAUCAACCACAAGCAAUCAGCAAUCUGGGGAAAAGACCAUGGGUGUAAUGACCUUGGAAAAAAUUUUAAUUUAAGUUCCAUCCUUGUUGCAAAACAAAAAGUUCCUAUGGGAGAGAAAUCCUAUAAAUAUGAUGCAAAUGGAAAUAACUUCCGACAAAAUCCACUAACAGUUGGCCAUCAGAAAAUUGAUUUGCGGAACAAGCCUUGUAAAUGUAAUGAAUGCGGAAAAGCCUUCCGUUAUCACUCAGAACUUACUCGACACAGGAGAACUCAUACUGGAGAGAAGCCCUAUGAAUGUAAUGAGUGUGGCAGAGGCUUCAGUCAGAGCUCAUCUCUUACUCUACAUCUGAGAUUUCACACUGGAGAGAAACCCCAUAAAUGUAAAGAAUGUGGGAAAGCAUUCAGGCACACCUCAUCCCUGGUCAAACAUCAGAGAAGUCAUACUGGGGAGAAACCUUAUGAAUGCAAUGAAUGUGGGAAGGCCUUCAGCCGGAGUACACACCUUACUGAACAUCAGAGAAUUCAUACUGGAGAGAAACCUUAUAAAUGUAAUGAAUGUGGGAAAACCUUCAGCCGGAGUACACACCUUACUGAACACCAGACAAUUCAUACUAGAGAGAAACCCUAUAAAUGUAAUGAAUGUGGGCAGGCCUUCAGUCACACCUCCUCCCUUGUUAAACAUCAGAGAAUUCAUACUGGGGAGAAACCCUAUGAAUGUAAUGAAUGUGGGAAAGCCUUUAGUCGACGAACACACCUUACUCAACAUCAGACAAUUCAUACUGGGGAGAAACCCUAUGAAUGUAACGAAUGUGGAAAAGCCUUCAGUCACAUAUUGUUUCUUACAAAACAUCGGAAAAUUCAUACUGAAGAGAAACCCUAUGAAUGUGAUGAAUGUGGGAAAGCCUUCAGUCAUACUUCAUCCCUUAUUAAGCAUCAGAGAACUCACACUGGAGAGAAACCCUAUAAAUGUAAUGAAUGUGGGAAAGCCUUCAGCCACACUUCAUCCCUUAAUAAACAUCAGAGAACUCAUACUGGAGAAAAACCCUAUGAAUGUAAUGAAUGUGGAAAGGCCUUCAGUCAAAGCUCAUCUCUUGCACUACACCAGAGUUGUCAUACUGGAGAGAGACCCUAUACAUGCAGUGAAUGUGGGAAAGCCUUCAGUCACACCGCAUCCCUUAUUAAGCAUCAAAGAACUCAUACUGGAGAAAAACCCUAUGAAUGUAAUCAGUGUGGGAAAGCCUUCAGCCAGAGCUCAUCCCUUAUUAAACACCAGAGAACUCAUACUGGGGAAAAACCCUAUGGAUGUAAUGAAUGUGGAAAGGCCUUCAGCCAGAGCUCAUCCCUAUUUAAACAUCAGAGAACUCAUAGAAUCAUAAAAUAUUAGUGUCAGAAGACACCUUCUUGUGUGUGUAGUUAACCCCUUUCUUCAAGGUCACCCAGCUUAUCAAUGGCAGAGCUAGGCCUAAAAGCUAAGUUUCCUGACUCACACUUCUUUGCUCCUUCCAUUGUCCCACAUUACCUCUACCUUAUAUUGUAUAGAAAUGUCAUGAAUUAAAAUAUAUGGUAAUAACAACUCACAGUUAUAUAACAUUUAAGGUUUGAAGAUUGUUUUCUUAACAGCCCUGUAAGGUAGGUAGUGAAGUAUUAUCCCCAUUUUAAAGAUGAAAAAGCUGAGGCUCAGAGAGGCUAAGUGAUUUAUCCAAGGUCACAUAGCUAGUUCAGUAUUAGAACCAAGAUUUGAAUCUUAGUCCCCUAUAUCCAAGUCCAGUGAACUUUCCAUAACCCUGUGCUACUCACAUGUAUGGGAAACAAUCUUCAGUGUGCUGGUCCCUUGUCAUGGUUGAGACUAAGGUACGUUAGAGGAAAGGAAAUGGAUCAGAAGAUACUGCCAAGAAUGCAGGGUUUGCUGAUCUUGUGACACAGUCUCAUCAGAGCCAUCUCCCCUUGAUGUUCUGUGUCCAAGACUUCUGGCAGGUCGACAACAUGUCUUGGCACAUCAGACUUGCUAGAGGAACAAUCACAGCAUAAGGAAAACCCAUAAGCACAAAGAACAACAUCUAAGAGCACUCCACAUGCAUUUAUUGUGAUUAAGCAAGAUCCCAUCCACCUGCCUCCUGUCCUUUCCCUCCCAACACCAUCAGCCCUGCACAGGUGGUAUGGACCAACCUUCAAACAUGAAGUAACAGUCAGUUCUCCCUCCUUUUGUGUGCUGGCUGCAGAUGUUGUCAGCAUGCCAGAAGACUACUCAGUGCACACUUGAGCACAGUUCCUGCUUUUCACAGACUAACCCCAAGCCCUUCCUUGCUAGGCAACAUUGAGUCACUUGGGUCCUUACUACAUAUCGGGGAAUUCGGGGCGGGGGGGGGGGGCAUUAUUAACAGUGGCUAUAGGACAGCCUCAAGUAUAAUUUACCCUCAUAUAUCAGAGACAUCCCACUGGAUAGUAGACAUGAAAAUGUAAUGGCAGUGAGGAAAGUGUCUCUUGUGCUUAGUUAUUCCUCUGCUCAAAUACCUUCAGUGGUCCCCCCAUGGCCUUCAAAGAUAAAAUCUACACUCAUUGACUUGGCAGUCCAAAAGUUACCAUAAUCUUGCUACAGUUUACUCAUGACUUUAGCCCAACUGGUUUGCUCAUUUUCGCUGAUCCACCUUUCACUUUGCUGCCUCAGCUCUUUUACUCAUAGAGUUCCAAUGCUGUGGAAUGCUCUCUCCAUCAAUUCUCUGCCCAUCCAACAAAAACCAGCUCCAAUCCCACCUCUCCAAAAGACUUUCUCAAUCUCCCCCUCUCACAUUGAGUGACUUUCCCCUACUCUGAACUCCUCUAAGAAUUAUUGUCUGUAUGAUUCAUUUGGUAAUUAAUCUUGUACUUCUUGUGGUGUCUCUUGUUGACUUGAACUGUUAUUUAAAUACAUAAAUGUUAUUUAAUUUUCCACACAUGAAGCUCUUUGAGAGUUGGGACUAUCUUAUAUGUCUUCGUAGCCCACAUAGCACUUAGCACAGUGCCUUGCACAUUAUGGGUGCUCAAUACAACUUGAUUUAUUUGGCAUCUGAACUUUAUGAAAAUAAAAUAACUUGUUUUGCAUCCAUUUUCUUAUGCUGCUUAAAAAUGAUGAAAUUUUCUAGUGGAUUUUUUUUCUGUCUGAUCAUACUUGAGAGACUAUGGA
Messenger RNA from Dromiciops gliroides (monito del monte), 4354 nucleotides. Its product is annotated as zinc finger protein 883-like. The record is from RefSeq and is a predicted model, not a curated record. Lineage: Eukaryota; Metazoa; Chordata; Mammalia; Microbiotheria; Microbiotheriidae. Gene Ontology annotation, biological process: regulation of DNA-templated transcription. The transcript has 6 exons. The coding region runs from base 641 to 2578 and encodes 645 amino acids.